Messenger RNA from Ogataea parapolymorpha DL-1, 450 nucleotides. Its product is annotated as Molybdenum cofactor biosynthesis protein. Lineage: Eukaryota; Fungi; Ascomycota; Pichiomycetes; Pichiales; Pichiaceae. The transcript has a single exon. The record is from RefSeq and is a predicted model, not a curated record. Bases 1 to 450 code for a protein of 149 amino acids. Gene Ontology annotation, biological process: Mo-molybdopterin cofactor biosynthetic process.
AUGGUUGCAAUUCAUGAAAAAGAAGACACCCAUAGAUGUGCUAUUGCAGAGGGAUCAAUCAAGUUCAGCAACCCAGAAUCGAUGAAAUUGCUGCUAUCAGAAAGCAACAAGAAGGGAGAUGUGAUUUCAAUCGCAAGAAUCGCAGGGAUAAUUGCUGUGAAGAAGACCGCAGAGUUGAUUCCUCUCUGUCAUCCAAUCAGCAUCACUGGAAUCAAGGUUGAUCUGAUUCACGACGAGAAAGAGAACUGCAUCAAAGUAAACUGUGAGGUGCACUGUAAUGGGAAAACCGGCGUCGAAAUGGAAGCAUUAACGGGUGCGACGAUUUCGUUGCUUACCGUUUAUGAUAUGUGCAAAGCUGUCGACAAAAUGAUGACGAUUAGCGAUUGUCGAGUUGUUAAGAAGUCAGGAGGUAAAAGCGGUGACAUAGAUCUAUCAACCAUCUUCAAAUAG